Belonocnema kinseyi is the source of this 608-nucleotide messenger RNA. RefSeq names its product nuclear envelope phosphatase-regulatory subunit 1 (gene Cnep1r2). NCBI's taxonomy places the organism in Eukaryota, Metazoa, Arthropoda, Insecta, Hymenoptera, Cynipidae. The record is from RefSeq and is a predicted model, not a curated record. Gene Ontology annotation, cellular component: cytoplasm; Nem1-Spo7 phosphatase complex. Bases 133 to 525 code for a protein of 130 amino acids. The transcript has 4 exons.
AAGUGUUCUGCUGGUGACAGUAAACAGUCUAACCGAUAAUCACAGUAAUCACUAAUCAUCGUUAUUUGGUUCACUUUUUUGGCAUAUUCAUUUUCAAAUAUUGCCGAUUUUACGAUAGAAAUCACAGACAAAAUGUCUUUAGAUCAAACAGUGUGUGAAGAUUUAAAAGCCUUCGAGAGGCGACUCACAGAGGUUAUCUCUAGUUUACAACCAGCGACACUUCGAUGGAGAAUUCUGCUGGGCUUUAUUUCAAUUUGCACAGCUGUGGGCGCCUGGCAUUGGCUGAGUGAUCCAAACACAUCAGCAGUCUCAUUUACACAAAGUUUAUAUAAUCAUCCCUUCUUCACAAUUGCCAGCAUCUUAUUAGUAAUUCUGUUCAUGCUGGGUGUGCACAGAAGAGUCAUAGCUCCUAGUAUCAUAACCCAAAGAGCUCGGAGUGUCCUAGGCGAUUUCAACAUGAGUUGUGAUGACACUGGAAAACUGAUUCUGAAGCCAACAAGACCACCCCAUCCACACGAAACUUAAAAAUUUCGUGCAGUUUUUUUUUCUUGCGCUAAAAGGAACUGAAAAAUGGGAGUGAAAAAAAUCAGUUUUUGCACGCUUGUAAA